Molecule: messenger RNA, 1143 nt
Organism: Solanum pennellii
Lineage: Eukaryota; Viridiplantae; Streptophyta; Magnoliopsida; Solanales; Solanaceae
Source: RefSeq, a predicted model, not a curated record
AUGAAGGCCUCUAAUAUCAACAAAUCUGGAAUGUUCAGAAUUCGAGCAUUCAACAGAAAGCAUACAUGUCCUUUAAAAGAUGGAGUUUAUUCGCAACGACAUGUAACUAGCAAUUUGAUUGGAGGGAUUGUGAAACCUAAAUUUCUAGAUCAUAAGCGUAAAUAGACACCAGCUGAUAUAAAAGAUGUUAAGAUUGAUCUUGGAGUUGAUGUUAACUAUAUGUUGGCUUGGAGGGCCAGGGAGAAAGCGUUGAAAUCUUUGAGGGGUACACCAGCUGAAUCAUAUGCAAAGUUACCUGCGUAUUUGUAUAUGAUGGAUAUCACUUACCCGGAGUCUCAUAUACGUAUGAAAAAGAGUAUAAAUAAUGAGUUCUUGUAUCUAUUUGUUGCAUUGAAUACAUUUAUACAAGGAUUUAUGCAUUGUAGAGCAGUAGUCGUGGUGGAUGGUAGUCAUCUGAGAGGUCCAUAUAAUGGGACAUUUGUUGCAGCAAGCACGACAGAUGGCGCAGUGUCUGAUAGAAAUGAGAGCAUUAUAAAAGUUGUUACAAAUGUAUACACUAAUGUACCACACUAUGCGUGUAUGUGGCACUUAUGGAAUAAUGUUCAGAAAAAGUUUAGAAAAUCUCAUGAGAAGUUAUCUAGUGUAUUCUAUACAAUGGCAAAAGCUUGCACGAAGAAUGAAUUUGAUAUGUUAAUGGAUACUAUAGAAAAGGAAGAUAUAAGAGUGAAAGAGUAUUUGGAGUUAGCUGGAUAUGAAAAAUGGGCUCUGUGUUAUGCACAAGUACAUAGAGGAUGGCACAUGACAUCAAAUAUUGCUGAGAGUAUAAAUGCUGCACUUGUUUUAGCGAGAGAAUUGCCUAUUUUUGAAUUUCUAGAAGAGGUAAGGCUAUUAUUUGAAAGGUGGAAUCAUGACUACAAGAAGGAGGCGACCUGCACAUUUACAUCAUUGAUUGGAAAAUACCAUGACAUACUAGCAGACGAUGAAGCAAUCAGCACAAGAAUGACGGUUGUACCGUCAACGGAAUAUGUGCACAAUGUUAAUGAUGAUGGAAGAUAUUUUGUAGUCUGUCAAAGGAAAAAAUUUACACAUGUGGAAGAUUUCAGUACGAGGAAAUACCUUGUGAACAUGCUUGGGCCGUAUUGA